Molecule: messenger RNA, 4287 nt
Organism: Anarrhichthys ocellatus (wolf-eel)
Lineage: Eukaryota; Metazoa; Chordata; Actinopteri; Perciformes; Anarhichadidae
Gene: hacd4
Product: 3-hydroxyacyl-CoA dehydratase 4
Exons: 7
Coding region: 129-854 (241 amino acids)
Biological process (GO): sphingolipid biosynthetic process; very long-chain fatty acid biosynthetic process; fatty acid elongation
Cellular component (GO): endoplasmic reticulum membrane
Molecular function (GO): 3-hydroxyacyl-CoA dehydratase activity
Source: RefSeq, a predicted model, not a curated record
CACAGAUAUUGCAGCAUUUCUGCUGCUCCCAGUUGUGAAGGAAGAUCAAGUAAGAGGCGGGUCCCUUUGAACAAGGAGGAAACUGCUGCAAGGAGCUACGAUCUGCAGCACAACAUGAUCCUGGGACUAUGAGCAGAAAGCUCUUCAUGUACCUGGAACAAAAGGAGACUUCAGAGGGAGAAUGUAAGCUCAGUUUCAGACUAGCCUACAUUUUCUCGUAUAACCUGUUCCAGUUCUGUGGACACACGUGGAUCCUGGCUAAUACCAUAGCCAGGUUUCUCACAUUUGGUCAAGAUGCCUUAGCAGACACAUUUUACUCUGUUGGCUUCAUGAUGGGUUUGUGCCAGCUGCUCUCUAUCCUGGAGCUUUUCCAUAUCGCAGAUGGGAUUGAGAAAGCCAGACUCCUCCCUCGCUUCGUCCAAGUUAUGGAGAAGAACUUCCUGCUGAUCAUGGUCAUCAUGCUGGAGGAGGUCCAGAGUAAACCAGUGGUGUGUGCACAGCUCUUCUUAUGGAACAUUCUGGACCUCCUACGGUACCCACAUGAGCUGCUGUGUGUAAUGGACACACCCUCCAUCCCCAUGCUGUGGACCCGCUACACACUCUACAUUCCCUUAUACAUCCUGUCAGUGGCCACUGAAGGUGUCACUAUAUACCAGGCCCUGCUUUAUGUGGAGCCAACAGCAACGAACGCUUCCUCUUUGAAUUCAACAGUGUCAACACAGGUUCACCUCCCCUUCCUCCUGAUGGUCUACCUGCCUGUCCUGGCUCUUGGGGCCUCUGUGACCGUCUGGCAACUGCUGCAGGAGAGACAUCACCACCUGGAGAAAUGGAACAAGAAGAUGAAACGGAAAUGACACCUUAAAGAUUGAAUGUUUGGAAGUCCUUCAGGAUAUUCCUCUGAAGUUCAUCAGGGACUACUUUUUUUAAAUUCUGUGAGCUUGAUGUCAUCACAAUGUGGGAUCAUUAAAAUCUGUAUUUUCUAGAGAACUUGAACUCAAGUGCCAGAAACUCAAACUCAACAUCCUAAAAUAUUUCAACUUUUAAUGGGCAUGUAUCGACAGGGCACGUUCCUCUUGACGUUGUGAUUGAAGUAGAGCUACCAUGGCAGUGCAGUACAGAGUCCAUGUCACUGAAGUGAGCCUCACACAUCCAGAGCCGUCGCUGCAUCCAUGUCCAGCAGUCAGAGGCAGGGAAGAUGUUCCAGUCAUGUUUGUGUGAAGAGCCUCUGUAUGCAUUGCCACGGGCUCCUCUGGGCUACCAGCCGUAUGCUCUGGUCCACACAGCUUUCUUCUUGAACUCAGCGGAGGACUUCAGGGCCAACAGGGCAGCUGAAACAACAACCAUUAGGUAAUGCAGACUUCUAUGGAUAUUUUCAUUGUUGUCUUCUUUUUUGUCCAUCACCUGCCUACAACACCUUUUUAGGAUCACUCUACAUUGCAUAUCAUGUUAAAUACACAUAAUACACAUAUAUAAUAUGGUGUAAAUAAUCCAGCGCCUCUUAAAUCAUUUUGUACUGUAUAUACAGUAUUGGUUACAGACUCUCUCCACUUAUUUUGGUGGCAUAUCCUUCCUCAAAAAACAUUUGUAAAGACCAUUUUUUUUGUAUAUUUUGAAACCUGCAUGGUCUAUAUAAGAGUAAUAAUUGACAUUGUUUGCAGAUGAAGGUCUCCUGUCAGCAGUUUUACAUACAUCUCUUAUAUAAUGAUGGUCUGUUGAUGAUGCUCCGUCAACUGGCGGCCCGCGGGACAAAUACUUGCCAAAGCUUCCCAUCCGAUAUGCAGCAUUUUUUAUUUCUAUAUUGAAGCAACCCCUUAAAAAUUUCAGAUGGAAAUAAUUCUAUUAGAAAUAAUUUAGUAACCUUAAAUAUGUGCGUUCGACCCGUGGGUCAUGAAUCCAUCCGUCAGCUCAGUAUUAGCGAUGCAGGGGUCAGGCCUGCCUCACAAAGCUGUGCUUGCUUCACUGGUUGAGAACUGAAUAGCAGUAACAUGGGAAAAGUGAAACUGCCCCUACUGGACAAAUUUGCAGUUGAUGAUCCUGUUCUAUGGGGACAUGCUUUUAGGGACACUAGGUGUAGUACCACAGUUGGCCACUGGGACAAUUGGCAGCACGGUAUCCACCUCUCUUAAUUCGGCCCAGUUUCAAGCCUCACAGAUGUAAAUCAGUCAUGACAUCACUGUUAGUCUCUUAGUCCAGGAGAGUGUUAAGACUUCAAACACUGAGUAUUGGAACAUCACGUAAUGGAAUCAUGUUCCCUGGACAGAGAGGUUUCUGUGGAGAGUGAAGUGUGAGUCUGAAAUGUCAUACGGUGUCAUUUUAAGAGCAUUACUGUUUCCGGGGCUCAACAUUUUAUAACGGAGUAUUGUUUGCUGUUGUUUCUGCAUUCUUUACCUUUGGCUGUGCUGACGGUGGUGGCUGACAGAGUCUGUUCAGGACCUUCUGUGAUGCUGAAAAGCCAGUCUAUGAACUGAGACACACAAACACACGCUCAGGUUGUCGUCAUCUUUCUCUAAAAAAAACGUAGUGAUUGUUUUUCACAGUGCAGAAUAUUAAACUCACUAACCUUGUGAGUCUGGCUGCUCCAGGGCUCUUUGUCCAGCAGCAGAGCCAGGCUGCGGGACAUACCCAGCAGGCACUGCGGCAGGGCGCGGUCCGUGAGCGACUCCUCACCGUACAGACCGUGUUGCAGAGUUUGGGGCUUGGAGUCGGGGUGCCAUGGGAACCACUGGGCCCUGACGCCGAGGAGGAGAGGCAUGGAGUGGUCGCCCCAGGAAACCACAGCAGCAGCAAAGACCUGGAACAGGAAGUCUGUGGCCUGCAGGAGAAGAAGGAAACUCUACGUUCAGAUCAUUUGAAUGCAGGCUGUUCAAAGAGUUACACAAAUAGAGAAGAGAUGUAAAACUGCUUGGGAGCUUAUGACACCAACAGUAUGACAGAUCAUCAAGCAACAUAGUUCAGUGUGUCCACUGCUGGCAGAAUCAAGUUGUAUUGUGGGUAAUGUAGGUGCCAUGUUUUGACAAGGACAAAGAAUGUGUGGAAUAAGACGAUUCUAACAACUGCAGAUAUGUUGCACAAUAUAUUCUAUUCUUCAUAUUUUAAUCACAAUUCUCUUCUAUACAGCUUUCAUUUGAAUUCAGAUACAUUGUACAUAUUUGAUUAUUUUAUAGUAUUUUUUGUGUUGUUAUUCAAAUUUUCUUCUGAUCUAUAUUUAGGUUUCUUGAUUUUUGUACUUGUUUUUAUUUUCAAAAUCAUUUUCUCUUAUAAUGUGUAUGUUAUGAACCAAUACACCUAAACUAAUUCCUACUGCUAACACGAUUGUUGGAUUGAAGCCACCAAUAGCCACUAAUAUAUAAAUAUUCACUAUUUAUAUGGAGGAUGCUGAGAUCCAAUAUGCCCCGUUCAGCUCGUCAUACAAUAUUUGGUGUCUUUAGAAAUUCUGAGAUCCCUGACCAAUGCACAGCACAGUGCGAUUGUGUGAAGAUGGACCUACAGGAGGGUACUUUAGAUAUUAAUCUGGUAUAUUAUAAAUACUUGGGUCUAAUUUCUAUAGAAUUGUAAUCACAUUUACAACCUGUCUGCUUGUGUUUCUUACACCAUCGGACUUCAUUGUAACAAUGGCACCGUGUUCACACUUAUCAGAAAACAUCCGAAGUGAAAACUACAAAAAUACAACCCAAGUUAAAAUAAACCAGAAUAAUCCUUUAAAAUAAAAAGAUGGUAAUUUGUAACAGAUCAUUUGAUGGAUUUUUAACUGUUAAAUACGACCAACAAAGUGUAAAACCCGUCUGCACAUUGAACUCAUUUUAGUGACAACGAGAGUGGAGCUGCAUUCCAAACCGUGUCAGGAAUGACUCUCACCUACAUGCUGAAACCUCAUCUGUGGCAUGUGGUAACAACACACUGACAGCUCUAGAAAUACCUCACUGCAGUUUUCCAGCAUGGCUCACAAAAACAUACCAGUUUGGUGUCUCCACAUGUGAUGGAGUUUGCACCGUAGGCGACAUUUCGGAUGUGUCCCAUUAGCUCCAGCAGCCACUCCAUUCGUUUCGAAACACCUAUGGCGAAGAAUAAACAUUAUUGGACAUUAACAUACUGUACAACUAUGAUACACGUGUUGCAUGCAGAGAAAGAUAAAUAAAAAGAAACCUUGAGAAGAGGCAUACUAUGUGUUGCCUUGCUUAUAAAUCAAUCAUUAUUUAUGAAAUUUAGAAAUUCUUGACUUUGGUACCAUCUAGUGGACGUAUCAGAAACCGCCAUAGUUUUUUUUUACCUUUGAAAGCUUAGUAUUCU